Molecule: messenger RNA, 1550 nt
Organism: Lutzomyia longipalpis
Lineage: Eukaryota; Metazoa; Arthropoda; Insecta; Diptera; Psychodidae
Exons: 4
Coding region: 91-1314 (407 amino acids)
Source: RefSeq, a predicted model, not a curated record
CACAAAAUUGCAAAAUAAACAAUUUUUUGAGAGUUUAAUUCACCGAUAAAAAUUGCAAAUUCAGGAGGAAAUUUGAUCCCAUCAGCACUGAUGGGUCGGGAAGGAAGGAACGGGAAUGGCUACAAUUCCUUUGAUCAGGAAAAACUAGACCUUCCGGACGCCUUCAGUUCCCCACGAUCAGGUGAUGAGGUGGAAGCAGACGUGGACGACCCAGCGGAUUUACUUCAUUUACUCUCCAACACUGUCCGGCAGGAAUAUCUCAGCUACUUGGAGAAGCUUCUCUACUCCAACUAUGAAACCUGGAUGAUUUGCCGUACCCACGACGAAGGGUUUGAUCUGAAUCUCGAGGAUUUGCACGCCUGUGCGAAGACGUUGGAGUUGAAAGCCCUCAAAUCCUCCAUGAUUGUCAAUCUCUACCGGAAGGCGAUGCUAAAAAUUAUUUCAGAGAUUCGCCAGGAGACACAGAGCAAGAAACUAAGUGGACGCCUCGUAAAAUCCUACGAAAAGAUUCACGGAAAGUACUGCAAUGCCCAAACGCAAACAGAGGAGGAGAAUUUUCUCAUUGAGCGCUACUUCCGGGAAUCCCUUCCGCAUCCCGCAGGACCUCCGUCACCAAAGAGAAAGCGCAAGCAUCCAAAGAAGCGAAAAAGCCACGGGAAGACCAAAGAGGAAGCCCAUCCGGUGGUGCAGGAAGAACCACAGAGAGAAAAGGAUGAAAUUGAGGCGAAUCUGGAGAAGCUCUUUGCAUCGGAAACGGUUGAAGUGGACAUCUUUGAGAAUCCCGGAGAUCUCGAUGCGCACAUCAAGCUAGUUCUGUCCGAGACAAAAACCCUGGAGCCGCUGGAGAAGUCCCCAAAAUUCCCGGAAGUAGUCGAGGUGAAUGCCCAGGAUACUCUACGGGAUAGCAUGUGGCCGUGUGAGCUGCGGAUGCGCCGGAAGAAGCUCUAUCGCGUAAUGUGUGACGUCGGGGAGUACAGCCUGCGCCGGUAUGAACGCGUCAAGGCCAUCUUUGGGGAUCUCUUUGGUGAGGACAGUGACGACGAAGACUGCCCACCGAGUCCCUCAACGGACAUGGAUGCCAUAACGCUGAGCAGCUGCCGGAAGCGCAUUGCACCGACCAUUGUGAAGCAUCUCAUGAAGCCCUUCAAUGAGGGGCUCAUUGCCAAUCGGUGGCUCUUCAAGAAACUCGCCAAGAGUCUCGCGGACAGUAUUGUGAUUGAGAAUGACUACGCAGAUGAUCGCUAUGUGAGAGAUUUUAUCGAUGAAUACUUUGCCAUACAUCCCAACGUUGUCGAUGUUGCUGAUAUUGUCUAAAAAUCCCCCAAAAAACAAUAAGAUCUGCUGGUGCUCUCUUGAACUUUUCCUUUCUUUCCCACCUCUACGUAUUUCAGUAUGAUUUAGAAUUAAGAAAAAACGAAUUUCUUAUCAAUUUUUUAUUUUUAUUUCACAUUUUUGGCGCUUUUAGCCCAAUUUAGAAAUUGUAAUAUAAUAAAAAAUAUUCAUUUGUGUCCUGCACCACAAGGAAUAAAGAAAAAAAAAGAAUAAAACAA